Molecule: messenger RNA, 231 nt
Organism: Protopolystoma xenopodis
Lineage: Eukaryota; Metazoa; Platyhelminthes; Monogenea; Polystomatidea; Polystomatidae
Source: the annotation of a GenBank genome assembly
AUGCAUACAAAAAACAACAACCGCCGGCACAAACACGCCAAUAUGUGCACACGUGCUCGUGAAACUAAUUACAUGCAUCCGAUGGCUUGUGGUUGCGACUUCUUUGCCAGCAAAUCGCUUGCAGCAAGCCAGGCAGUGCUGGCGUGGCAAGCGAGUAUCUGCCGCCUGCCUUUCAAUGGGAUGCCUGAACUGGCCAAGCUACACCGGCUCUCCGAUCCGCUGGGGCAGUAG